CAUUCACCAUGACUGGGUGGAGCUGCCUGGUGACAGGAGCAGGAGGGUUCCUGGGCCAGAGGAUAAUCCGCAUGUUGGUGCAGGAGAAGGAUCUGCAGGAGGUCAGGGCCCUGUAUAGAGUCUUCAGACCACAGAACAGGGAGGAAUUGUCUAAGUUGCAGACAAAGACCAAGGUGACAUGGCUGGAAGGAGAUAUUCUGGAUGCCCAGUGCCUGAGGGCAGCCUGCCAGGGCCUCUCAGCCGUCAUUCACACAGCUGCCAUUAUUGAUACCGAGAGUUUCAUUCAGAGACAGACCGUCAUAAAUGUCAAUCUGAAAGGUACCCAGCUCCUGUUGGACACCUGUAUCCAAGCUAGUGUGCCAUUCUUCAUCUACACCAGCUCAAUAGUGGUAGCAGGACCCAACUCCUACAAGGAGAUCGUCCAGAAUGGCCAUGAGGAAGAGCAUCAUGAAACGACAUGGACGGCUUCAUACCCCUACAGCAAGAAGCUGGCUGAGAAGGCUGUGCUUGCAGCUAACGGGAGCACUCUGAAAAAUGGGGGCAACCUGUGGACUUGUUCCUUAAGGCCCCCAUACAUCUAUGGGGAAGGAAGCCCUUUUCUUUCUGGAAUUGUGAAUAGGGCCCUCGGGAACAAUGGAGUCCUGGAAAAUAAUGGAAAGUUCUCUGUAGCUAACCCUGUCUACGUGGGCAACGUGGCCUGGGCACAUGUUCUGGCCUGCAGGGCUCUGACGGACCCCAAGAAGGCCGUGAGCAUCCAAGGACAGUUCUACUACAUCACAGAUGACACACCUCACCAAAGCUAUGAUGAUUUCCAUUACAACUUGUCCAAAGAAUGGGGCCUCCGCCCUGACUCCAGGCUGAGACUUCCUCUCUCUCUGAGGUACUGGCUUGCCUUCCUGUUGGAGACAGUGAGCUUCCUUCUGAGUCCCAUUUACAAAUAUCAACCUCCCUUGAACCGCUAUUUACUGACAGUAUCAAAUAGUGUGUUUACCUUCUCCUACAAGAAAGCUCAGCGAGAUCUGGGUUAUAAGCCCUUAACCACCUGGGAAGAAGCCAAAGAGAAAACUGUGGAGUGGAUUGGCUUCCUGGUGGAAGAACACAAGGGAGCACUGAAGAAAAAGACUCCCUGAUGGGCAGAUGGCAGGGAAGGGGGCCCGGGUUUUGUCAGGAGCUAUAGGUUGAGCUCCUCUACCUGGCUCCCUCCAGAAAGUGACCAAUGAACCAUCCCAGGUUCUUUGACACAAUGGGUACAAGGGGAAUGACACAACUUAGAAGUUUCCUUGAGCCACCAGGAGCCUCUUGGUUUUAUUCCCCGUCUCCGGUGCUAAAGCAUUUCUUUUCUUUGGACAUCUCCCGUUCCUUCAUAAAACUUAAUGAAAACAUCAAGCUGGGU
This is a messenger RNA of Ictidomys tridecemlineatus (thirteen-lined ground squirrel), 1393 nucleotides long. Its product is annotated as 3 beta-hydroxysteroid dehydrogenase/Delta 5-->4-isomerase. Lineage: Eukaryota; Metazoa; Chordata; Mammalia; Rodentia; Sciuridae. Gene Ontology annotation, molecular function: oxidoreductase activity, acting on the CH-OH group of donors, NAD or NADP as acceptor. The record is from RefSeq and is a predicted model, not a curated record. Gene Ontology annotation, biological process: steroid biosynthetic process.